UAUAUACAAUACACACACCCAUCCAAGCGAAGGAUAGGUAUAAACCUGUGUUCAACCAUUGUUUUUUUCCGAGUCUCUGCUGAGUUUUUCAGUUUAAUUUUAGGGUUGAAGGUAUGGCAAAUUACGGAGACAAGUACUAUGGCAACCAACCGGACCCCAACCGGGUUCGCCAACCUAAUGUACAUGGACACCCAGUUCACCAAACUGAUGCUUAUGGAAACCCGGUUCGCCUUCGCCAAACUGAUGCGUAUGGAAACCCGGUUCGCCUUCGCCAAACUGAUGAGUAUGGCAACCCGGUUCACCACACAGGUACCAUGGGACACUAUGGAACCACUGGGGCCACCGGAGCCUAUGGCACCGGCACCAGAGCAACUGGUACCACAGGUGCGUACCCGGUUCGCCAACCUAAUGUACACGGAGACCCGGUUUUAGAAACUGAUGCGUAUGGAAACCCGGUUCACCUUCGCCAAACUGAUGAGUAUGGCAACCCGGUUCACUACACGGGUACCAUGGGAGACUAUGGAACCACUGGGGCCACCGGAGCCUAUGGCACAAGCACCGGAGCAACUAGUACCACAGCUGCGUACCCGGUUCGCCAACCUAAUGUACACGGAGACCUGGUUUUAGAAACUGAUGCGUAUGGAAACCCGGUUUGCCUUCGCCAAACUGAUGAGUAUGGCAACCCGGUUCACCACACGCGUGGGAAGAAGGGUUUCAUGGAGAAGAUCAAGGAGAAACUUUGUGGACACCAUGACCAUUAUGAGGACCAUAAUCACUAUUACUAGAGGUGUUCUUGCAUGCUGUAGCCAGCUUAUAUAUACAUGUGUGUGUGUGUGUUGGGUUACAUAUAAAGUACACAGCUACAUGUGUGUGUGUGUGUUGGGUUACAUAUAAAGUACACAGCUACAUGUGUGUUUCGUUUGUAUUUGGAGGGUGUGAAGGUUUACUUUACAAACGAAGUGCAACGAAGUGCAUGUGUAAUUAAUAAGCAGGGUUGGAGUUGUGUUAGCCGACUGCACCUUGUGUUAAAUGUGAGUUAUGAGGUAUUUUUAAGUAGA
Molecule: messenger RNA, 1058 nt
Organism: Cornus florida
Lineage: Eukaryota; Viridiplantae; Streptophyta; Magnoliopsida; Cornales; Cornaceae
Product: dehydrin DHN1-like
Exons: 1
Coding region: 114-785 (223 amino acids)
Biological process (GO): response to water
Source: RefSeq, a predicted model, not a curated record